Coccinella septempunctata (seven-spotted ladybird) is the source of this 943-nucleotide messenger RNA. Its product is annotated as cyclin-Q. Gene Ontology annotation, cellular component: nucleus. Gene Ontology annotation, molecular function: cyclin-dependent protein serine/threonine kinase regulator activity. The record is from RefSeq and is a predicted model, not a curated record. Lineage: Eukaryota; Metazoa; Arthropoda; Insecta; Coleoptera; Coccinellidae. The transcript has 3 exons. The coding region runs from base 97 to 855 and encodes 252 amino acids. Gene Ontology annotation, biological process: regulation of transcription by RNA polymerase II.
CUAUGAUAUCAUACACUCUGUGUUUUGUGUGGUUUUGUUUGGUUAAUAUUGAAUAUUUCUUGUAAUAAUAAAAUAAAUUGAAUUUAAGAUUUUAAAAUGAAGGACGUAAUAGACGUUAUGGAAUUGCAAAGGGGUAAGGAGAAAAAAGCUCCAAUUACUGACUACCGACAAUUGGAUUUUGACAGAGGAUUUACCCCAGCAAGAUUCAUUUUCGAGUGUGGAAUAAAAUUACAUGCACAACCACUAACACUCGCAACAGCUGCUGUACUUAUGCAUAGGUUUUUCAAAUCGGUUGAUCACACAAACUAUGAUUGUUUUCUGAUUGCUGCCUCUUCUUUGUACUUGGCUGGUAAAGUAAAGGAUGAUCCACUCAAAAUAAGAGAUAUAAUAAAUGUGGCUCAUAAUACACUACACAGAGGAAGCAGUCCCCUAGAAAUUGGUGAAGAGUAUUGGAGUAUGAGAGAUGGCAUUGUUCAAACUGAAUUAUUAUUGAUGAGAGUAUUAAAGUUUGAAGUAUCCAUAGUGCACCCACACAAAUACAUGUUGCAUUAUCUCAAAUCCUUGGAAGGUUGGGUUGGAAAAGAAAGCUGGAACAGUUCACCCCUAGCUAGAACAUCUGCUGCUUUCCUGCAAGAUUUCCAUCAUGAUCCUAGUAUUUUAGAAUAUGAACCUCAACACAUCGCCAUUGCAUGUAUUUCUCUGGCUUUACAAGUCCUAGGUAUAAGACUUCCUUUGAUGGAAGAAAAUGAUGAAGUUUGGUUCACCAUAUUCUGUAAAGACUUACAGAAGGAUAAAAAUUGGGAAAUUAUGGAGAAAAUCAUGGAAUCUUACAAUCGGGAACUGGAACUGGCAUAAGCGAGAAAUAGGCUAAUUGUGACUUUAUUUUGUAAACAUAUGUACAUGAAUUUGUCUUGAAAAUAUAUGCAGUAUUCAUUCACUACCA